CAUUGUUUUCUAAGUGUCAGGACUGAAAGUAGACAAUGGGUCAAGCUGCCCCCAAAACAUUUGGAUUCUUUGCAUCGGAACUACACAUAAACAAAAAUAGCAUGAGGCUUUUUAUUUUUUUCUUCCCUGAAUGGUUUUUGGAAAUGAGUCAUUAGACAACACAGCUCCUUCUCCUUGGCUGGUAUUGUGUCACAGUUCAUUGAGUGAUAGGUCCAACAUAGCAAGAAGUCAGUAGAGGUUACGUCAGUUCAAAUGCCUUGUUUAAUUAUCAACUACUGCUCUGUCUGCGGGUAAUCUCUCGGUGAUAUAUAUAGGUUAAUUACAAGACAGGACGGACACUGACUACUAAGCUCUUGCCAAAGUAGGAAGAUGAAGGUAACGGUCUUGAUCCUUCUACCCCUGGUUUUCUCUGCGACCACGCAGAAAAAUGAAGAAGAUGCCGAUUUCGUGUCUUUACCCACAGAAACCAGGUCCAGAUUUGCUAUGCUGGACGAUGUCAGAAUUUUAGCCAACGGUCUCCUGCAGCUCGGCCACGGCCUGAAAGAUUUUGUCCACAAGACUAAAGGGCAGAUCAAUGAGAUCUUGCAGAAACUGAACGUUUUUGACAAGUCCUUCUACGACCUGUCGGAACAGACCAACGAGAUCCGGGAGAAAGAGGUGGAGCUCAAGGAGCAGACCUCAAAGCUGCAAGAGAAUAAUGAGGAGCUGAAAAACUUAUCGAAUAAAAUCUACUCCCAGAUGGAAUAUCUCCAACAAGACAAGGUCCAGCUUCAGACCAAAAUCGUCAGGCUGGAGGAGAAGCUGAAUCAUAUUACGGAGGGGCAGCAUGGAGAACAAGACCACAAAGAGGUAGCUGCACUCAAACAUUACGUGGAGCAACAAGAUAUUAACAUCCAACGUCUGUUGAAAGUGGUCCAAACUCAAAACACCCAACUCGAUUACCAAAACGGACAAAUAAAGGACCUGGAAGAUAAGCUCAGCAACGUCAGCUUCCCGAACAGUAUAAGGAGUUUACCUGCCAGCCAGCGCCUCGAUACCCACUCAUCUGUACAUCCAAACAACUCCACGGAGUCGACGCAGGAGCCAAACGGCCAGCCACGAGACUGCAAUGAUAUUUAUAACCAGGGUGAGCGGACCAGCGGCAUCUACACAAUAAGGCCCAACAAAAGCGAAGAAUUCAGCGUCUACUGUGAAAUGACUUCAGAUGUGGCCUGGACAGUGAUCCAGAGACGGGCAGAUGGGUCUGUGGAGUUUAACCAAACGUGGGAAGAUUACGCUAAUGGUUUCGGUGACCUUGCCGGUGAAUUCUGGCUGGGCCUGAAGAAGGUCUACUCCCUGUCCCAGCAAGGAGAUUAUAUCCUCCACAUAGAGCUCCAGGACUGGAAGGACAACAGGCGGUUUGUGGAAUACUUGUUCACCCUGGGGAAUGAAGACACCAGUUACACACUGCAACUCUCUCAGGUCCUAGGGAACAUCCCCAGCGCUCUCUCGGAAUAUACGCCGCUCCAGUUCUCUACCAGCGAUCACCAAUCCCAACAUCUGAAAUGUCCUACAGAGAUAUCAUCAGGCGGAUGGUGGAAAGCAACCUGUGGCGGGACAAACCUUAACGGCAAGUACAUUAAACCCAAAGGAAGGGCGAAAGCAGAAAGACGACGCGGACAAGGCUUAUACUGGAAACCAGAGAAAGGCAGAAUGUACUCGCUCAGGUCUACCAAGAUAAUGCUUUACCGCACUGAUCUGGAGAAUUUCGACUAGCGCCAAAGCGUGGAACGGUUCCUAAGAGACAUUUUGCAAUACUAUGCCGGAACCGAUUUACACAUAACUAACCAAACACUCAAACACACAGCUGUUAGCAAUUCAGCAGACAAAGGACGGUCCGGCAUGUUCAAUAACCACGUAACUCCAGCUCGGCAGGAAAUACUGCAGUAUUAAAAUGGUAUCUACCAAUGAAGCGCUUAUUAUGUACAGUAUAUAACACACCAGGCAGGCUUUCAAGAUCACACUUCCAAUGUUCUGUUACAAGCAACGACAAAGUAGAAGGUUUUGCAUAAGUUCGAAAAUACAUGGUCAUAAUUAUUUCAAGUCCUUUUACAGACGAACUGUUUUGCAAAAACUAGAACAUUGUUAUAACAACGUAAACGAGUAAUAGUUAUCAUAGCCGUCUGCCUCUAGCAGUGAGCAGAGAAAGGAGAUGGGGGGUACAGAGUGUGUGCUCCUCAGCCUAUUUAGGAAAUGAUUGCAACAUAUAAAUCCCCACACUUCACUUUCCACCAGAAGGCAGCAAUAACUGUAUAAUAUACUAAUCAUUUAGUCAAUCGGGGAAUCUGAGUUUUGCAAAGUUAAUACGGAGUUACCUUCAGUCUUGAAAAACAUUUAAAACCGAUUUACAAGUUCUAUUUAAAUAUGACCUCAUGACGCAACAAUGGGGUUCUUAAACGUACAUAUAUUAAGUCAUAUUGACUUACAGCUAUUCUGUACUGUAAACGAUUAUAUUAGUGAACUUUGCAGAUGUCGUUUCUAGACAAUGGACAUAUAACUUCAGAAAUAUGCUUCGGAGUCAGGGCUUUUUUUUAUCAUAUAUAAGUGUUAUUAUUUUAUGCACAUUAAUGUAAUAUAACAUUGUUUUUAAUAUGUUUUGUUAUAACAAAGCUAAAGGACAAUAAACUUUACCGUUGUCUAAAUGUUCAACAA
Molecule: messenger RNA, 2691 nt
Organism: Pseudophryne corroboree (corroboree frog)
Lineage: Eukaryota; Metazoa; Chordata; Amphibia; Anura; Myobatrachidae
Gene: ANGPTL3
Product: angiopoietin like 3
Exons: 7
Coding region: 370-1755 (461 amino acids)
Biological process (GO): triglyceride homeostasis; phospholipid homeostasis; phospholipid catabolic process
Source: RefSeq, a predicted model, not a curated record